This is a messenger RNA of Penicillium concentricum, 1599 nucleotides long. RefSeq lists its product as uncharacterized. The transcript is spliced from 3 exons. The record is from RefSeq and is a predicted model, not a curated record. Gene Ontology annotation, molecular function: ubiquitin binding. Bases 1 to 1599 code for a protein of 532 amino acids. Lineage: Eukaryota; Fungi; Ascomycota; Eurotiomycetes; Eurotiales; Aspergillaceae.
AUGAUCACAGCCAUGGGGGACUCCGGCAAUGAGCUCUUCAAGGAGCUUGAAAGCACUUACUGUCCACCGAUUGAUCCGGCGUUGUUUGCUGCGAUCGUAUCAGACUUUGACUUGGCGAUCCCCACUCAGGUUGAACAGUUACGUGAAACCCUGGACGUCUUGAACGCAUCUGCUGUCGAGCAAGAGAACUUGCCAUUUGACCCCACAGGCACAACCAAUCUCCGAAAUUCUGACGUCUCAGGAUCUUUGAUCGGCGAAUCAUCUGAUGAUGCUCCCUCGGAUUUUACAAGCUGGCCAUCGAUUGACCACCCUGACCAGGAAAAUGAUGACACCAACAACGACAGUCGUGAGGCCCAAAGGCUCAAAGGCUCAAAGCGUGCAUACACCUUCUUGGGUAUGACGACUGCUGACAAGGCACAAAACUUGAUUAGCAUGUUCCCGACUAUUACUCGCCUGGAAGCUGAGCGCAUCCUCGAAGAUUGCCAUGACAACCUCAGUCGGUCCAUGGAUGUCUUGCUCAAUCUUGCUUUUAUUGAGGAGACACAAAUUGCUGGAGAAAUUCCUCAACAAACUCCCCAAGAGGCUGCGCAAGACAGUCCAUCCUCCGUUCCGAAGUCAAUCGAUGGCUUCCAGGCCAAAGAAGACCUCAGCGGCGGCGAUAAGAAAUCCCGAAAGAAGAAGAAGCAGCAGAAACAACGUCGAGUCGAGUUGGCCUCCCAGGCCAUGAAUAACACCGCUACGAAUAAAUGGGAGACAGGAAAGAAGGACAUUGACUUUAUUUCCUCGCGGGCGUGUGCUUUGCAGAGGGAGAAAAUUGCUUCGACUUAUCAUGAAAACUCAAUGUCACUCUGUGCAACAAUCAGAGUCUUGGCACAGGCCCAUGCACCCAAGGACAUCCAUGAGAUUGAGGACGAUCCUGUACUCGUCACGCAAGUGGGGAGCUCAGUCACAACCGCAGAUGACCUGGCUGACGCCUUGUCCCGUCGGCCUGAUAUUUCUUCUGUGGCAAAUAUCAUCAGUUUUGUCUCGUCACCCGUCACCCUCGACGACGAAGAGGAGAAUGUGGCGCCAGCUCAACAGAUAGAUUCUGCUUCAGAUUUCAUGGAUUUCAACGAAGCUGCCGCCGCCGCCAACUCUCACUUCGCAGCCCGAUCAGCUGCCCUCGCCCAAGCCUCCCAGUCCGCCCGCCGCGCCCGCUCCAACCCCCUCUACGGAGGGGCCUCUGCCUACUACCGGGACGUUGGAAACGAACAACGUCAGCUUGCCAUGCGUCAUUUGGCAACUGCUUCUGACCGGCUGGUGGCCCGUCAGUCGUCGCACUCUGACCUGGACCUGCAUGGUGUGACGGUUGCCAACGCGGUCAGAAUUGCUCGCGAGAGAGUGCAGGCAUGGUGGGAUGGACUAGGGGAUCAGAAGUACGUCCGCGGCGGAGGCCAGAGCUCCCACGGCGGAUUCAAUAUUGUUUGCGGUGUUGGUCACCACUCCCUUGACCGCAAAUCGCAUAUUGGACCCGCCGUGUGGAAUAUGCUGCUGAAGGAGGGUUGGCGCGUAGAGCUUAAUCGGGGCUCCAUGCUGGUGACCGGGGUGAACCGCCGUUGA